Molecule: messenger RNA, 2671 nt
Organism: Sciurus carolinensis (gray squirrel)
Lineage: Eukaryota; Metazoa; Chordata; Mammalia; Rodentia; Sciuridae
Gene: Sbsn
Product: suprabasin
Exons: 4
Coding region: 38-2518 (826 amino acids)
Source: RefSeq, a predicted model, not a curated record
GGGCUCCUCUCUGCAUCCUCCCCACCUUCCCAACAACAUGCGCCUUGCCAGCUUCCUCAGCUCCUGCUGCCUCCUAUUGCUCCUGGGGGCCCUGCCUGGAUGGGCAACCAAUGAUGACCCUAUUGAGAAGGUCAUUGAAGGGAUCAACAGAGGGCUGAGCAAUGCAGAGAGAGAGGUGGGCAAGGCCCUGGAAGGCAUCAAUAAUGGAAUCACUCAAGCUGGAAGGGAAGUGGAAAAAGUUUUUAAUGGACUUAGCAACAUGGGGAGCCAGGCCGGCAAGGAGGUGGACAAGGGGAUCAACCACGGCUUGGACAAGGUAGCCCAUGGGAUCAACAAUGGCGCUGGACAAGCAGGAAAGGAAGCAGAGAAGUUUGCCCAUGGGGUCAACAACGCUGCUGGACAGGUUGGGAAGGAGGCAGACAAAAUGAUCCAUCAUGGGGUCCAUCAUGGGGUCAACCAGGCGGGAAGUGAAGCAGGGAGGUUUGACCAGGGGGCCCACCAUGCAAUGGGGCAGGCUGGGAAUGAGGCUGGGAGGUUUGGCCAGGGUGCCCACCAUGCUGUGGGUCAGGCUGGAAAGGAGGCAGAGAAGUUUGGUCAGGGAGCCCACCAUGCUUUUGGUCAGGCUGGGAAUGAGGCAGAGAAGUUUGGCCAGGGUGCCCACCAUGCUUUUGGUCAGGCUGGAAAGGAGGCAGAGAAGUUUGGUCAGGGAGCCCACCAUGCUGCUGGUCAGGCUGGAAAGGAGGCAGAGAAGUUUGGUCAGGGGGCCCACCAUGCUUUUGGUCAGGCUGGAAAGGAGGCAGAGAAGUUUGGUCAGGGGGCCCACCAUGCUGCUGGUCAGGCUGGAAAGGAGGCAGAGAAGUUUGGUCAGGGGGCCCACCAUGCUUUUGGUCAGGCUGGGAAUGAGGCAGAGAAGUUUGGUCAGGGAGCCCACCAUGCUUUUGGUCAGGCUGGAAAGGAGGCAGAGAAGUUUGGUCAGGGAGCCCACCAUGCUGCUGGUCAGGCUGGGAAAGAGGCAGAGAAGUUUGGUCAGGGGGCCCACCAUGCUUUUGGUCAGGCUGGAAAGGAGGCAGAGAAGUUUGGUCAGGGAGCCCACCAUGCUGCUGGUCAGGCUGGGAAAGAGGCAGAGAAGUUUGGUCAGGGAGCCCACCAUGCUUUUGGUCAGGCUGGAAAGGAGGCAGAGAAGUUUGGUCAGGGAGCCCACCAUGCUGCUGGUCAGGCUGGGAAAGAGGCAGAGAAGUUUGGUCAGGGGGCCCACCAUGCUUUUGGUCAGGCUGGGAAUGAGGCAGAGAAGUUUGGUCAGGGGGUUCACCAUGCUGCCGGUCAGGCUGGGAAAGAGGCAGAAAAGUUUGGUCAGGGGGCCCACCAUGCUUUUGGUCAGGCUGGGAAUGAGGCAGAGAAGUUUGGUCAGGGGGCUCACAAUGCUUUUGGUCAGCCUGGGAGGGAGGCAGAGAAGUUUGCUCAGGAGGGCAACCAUGCUUUUGGUCAGCCUGCAAAGGAGGCAGAGAAGUUUGGUCAGGGGGUUCACCAUGCUUUUGGUCAGGCUGGGAAUGAGGCAGAGAAGUUUGGUCAGGGGGUUCACCAUGCUUUUGGUCAGGCUGGGAAUGAGGCAGAGAAGUUUGGUCAGGGAAUCCACUAUUCUGCUGGUCAGGCUGGAAAUGAGGCAGAGAAAUUGGGUCAAGGGCUCCAUAAUACUGUGGGUCAGGCUGGAAAGGAGGCAGAGAAAUUUGGUCAGGGGGUUCACCAUGCUGCUGGUCAGUCUGGGAAAGAGGCAGAGAAGUUUGGUCAGGGGGCUCACAAUGCUUUUGGUCAGCCUGGGAGGGAGGCAGAGAAGUUUGCUCAGGAGGGCAACCAUGCUUUUGGUCAGCCUGCAAAGGAGGCAGAGAAGUUUGGUCAGGGGGCCCAACAUGCUGCUGGUCAGGCUGGGAAGGAGGCAGACAAUGUGAUCCCAGGGGCCCAGGAUGGACUUAGCCAUGCAGCAAAGGAGGCGCUGCAGUUUGGCCAAGAUCCUCAUCCUGUUGCAGGGCAGGUUGGGAAACAGGGAGGCAAAAUAAUUCAUAGUGUCCAUCCUGGGGUCAACCAGGCUGGGAAGGAGGUGGAGAAGUCUGGCCAGGGAGUUCACCAUGCCGUUGAACAGGCCGGAAAGGAAGCAGACAAAGUGGUCCAAGGGGUCUACAAUGGGGUCAACCAGGCCGGGAAGGAGGCAGAGAAAUUUGGCCAAGGGGUCAACCAUGCUGCUGGUCAGGCCGGAAAGGAAGCGGAGAAGCUUGGCCAAGGUGCCCACCAAGCUGCUGGCCAGGCCGGGAAGGAAGUGGACAGGUUGCAGCAGGAUGUUCAUAAUGGGGUCAACCAAGCCAGCAAGGAGGCCAACCAGCUGCUGAAUGGCGGUCAUCAAGGAAGCGGGGUUACCGGCCAGCACGGAGGGGCCGCAACCACCACAGUAGCAUCUGGAGCCUCGGUCAACAAGCCCUUCAUCAACUUUCCAGCUCUGUGGAGGAGUGUCGCAAACAUCAUGCCCUAAACUGAUGCCCUGGCCUUGCUGAGCAGAUAAAUGUUCCUCUUGUCACGCCAGCAGAAAGGACUGGAGGGACUGGGGGGCGGGCAUAGGUUCUUGGAGUCCCUUAUGGGGCUGUACUAGUAUUUGUGAAUAAAAGUGGCGCAAUGUCCUCUCUCA